AUGAUGGGCUGUUGCAGCAGGAGCAGGAGCAGGAGCAGGAGCAGGGUGGUUUGUCCAGUGCCAGCGCUGCUGCUGAUGCUGCUUCUCCUGCUGAGCCCCUGUUCAGCUGAGCUGAACGGUGCAGCGGUACGACCGGCGGCCCGGCGGCUGCUGGUGUCGCGGCCGUCGACGAGCCGGCAGAAGGCCGAGGAGCAGCAGAUGAAGGUCGGCGGCCGGAGCACGCCCUUCAAGCAGGCAGCCGCCAGCUUCGGCCGGAGGAUACCCAGAUCCGGCUGGAAUCCCAUCCAGAACAGAUGA
Miscanthus lutarioriparius is the source of this 297-nucleotide messenger RNA. NCBI's taxonomy places the organism in Eukaryota, Viridiplantae, Streptophyta, Magnoliopsida, Poales, Poaceae. The record is from the annotation of a GenBank genome assembly.